UUGUUCCCAAUGCAUUCCUUCAAUGCACAUGUCAAUAGCGGAGCUGGUAGAAAUUUGAUCUUUGCAGUUAAGAGCAAGAUCCCUCCAAAGUUGCUAAGACUGAGAGUAGUGAGAGUUGAGAGUGUCUCUCACUAGAUUUUCUAGUUGCUAUACUACCUCUGUUCUGGGCGGUCCGCCACUACUUCACAGUGGACGCCGAAGCUCCUAUGGCUUCGGUGAGGCUUUGCUUUGGUUACUUGGCUUCAGCCAGUUUUUGGAAAAUUUGAGAUGGGGUUCUCCUCCGCUAGUGGUCUUUGUGUCUAUCUGGUUCACUGUUGGAAGCUCGCUGGAUUUAGCUUUGGACAACCUUCGGCGCUGGUUAGUAGCUAUGGGGAAGGCCUUGGGGGGAGAGGCUUGUACGAUGGCGAACAGAGUGUCCAGGGUUCUUCUAGGCGACUGAAGGUGGAUUUUCCGGCGAUGUGCUCAGAAAUCUGGCGUUUAAGGUACAGGGGUGGGUUACCUUGUUCUUGGGGUGUUUGUGGCCAUGAGUUCCUUGCUUUGGUCGUUUGUGUGGCCUUGGUGGCUAGCCUCGGCCGGAGAUGACAGAGGUACAGGGCCGACAUUUUGGAGUGAAACAGAUCUGGUUUUGGUUUUUGAAUUAGUUAGGUCGGGUUCGGCGGUUUGGUUACUGUUGGUUUGUGCGUUGAAGGAUGAACACUGUGACCACCUCAUUCUUUCCUUGUUUUGUCACAACCGAGGUGAAAACUUUCCGGUGUCAGCAGCUUCUUCGUCGGACGACGGGACGCCGGUAUGGGUGGGGCUUCUGGUAUUCUGAGAACAAGUGGGGGCAGCUUGUCAAGAUGAAUCGGAGCCCCGGAUUGAUUCAAGGCCUGUUCGUUUCUUCUAGCUGCACCUGAGAACGAACAGGGGCAUCCUCUUCACAGAUGGUAACGUUUUUUGUGGCAACACUGGAUGGCCAUUCCCCGAGCAGAACCUCACGCAGCUUCCAUCUCCGUUUUGCUUCGUUACGAAUCUACGACUGGGCCAAGGUCUGGAUUGGGAGUUUGCAACAACCAGUGUUCAUCGAUUCUUGUUAGUCAACCUUCUUGAUUAUGAAUGUUUUCUGAAACUAGAUGGACUUUUGCUUCAUAUUCUCUGAGCAUCUUUCUUUUCCAGUCGGGCGUGAUUUCUGUAUGUUCUUGAUUGUUUUCCCCGAAGAAGAUGACCGGAGUUCUCGCAAUUCUCUGGGUCGGUGGUACAUUCUGGUGUGAAUGGUGACAACAUCUGUGGGGACGAAUUGAUGGUCACAGGUUUGGCCGGUGCUCGGCGUGCUCGCUGGUGGUGACCGGAACUGGUGGGCGCGUGAGAUGGCUUAAGUGACAGCCUAUCCUUUCGCUACCCCUCAUGUGGACCCACCAGGCUGGAAUGUUGACCGAGGCGGCGGCUGGGCUAGGGUUCCCUUGCUCCAAGCGUAGCGCGGUCAGCAGAAUAGUUUUGGGCUGGGCUGUUGCUGGAACGGGUCUCAUGCGGAAUGGGCUGUAAUUUGGGCUUAUCUGCUGGUUUUUUCAGCUGGCUAGUAGACGAGCCUUCGUUGGUUCUAACACUGGGCCUGCGAUUGAGUGAGUACUGGGCUGCGUAUGAUUGGAUAUGGAGGGCCAUUUACCAUCUGGAUCAGUUACUGGCCAAUGGGCCUUUGCUGGCUCGGCGGUUGGUGCCUUACGAGAGGCUUUUGACUCGUUAAUGGGCUGGUCCUUCACGGGCCAGUUCAUCUUGGUUACUUGAAUGUUUGAUACGAGCCGGGGCCUGUCCCGUGCCAUUUUGGUUGACUGACUGUUCAUCACAAAAUUCUCUCUCCCUGCC
Molecule: messenger RNA, 1839 nt
Organism: Cuscuta europaea
Lineage: Eukaryota; Viridiplantae; Streptophyta; Magnoliopsida; Solanales; Convolvulaceae
Source: the annotation of a GenBank genome assembly